Molecule: messenger RNA, 1063 nt
Organism: Tyto alba (common barn owl)
Lineage: Eukaryota; Metazoa; Chordata; Aves; Strigiformes; Tytonidae
Gene: HAX1
Product: HCLS1 associated protein X-1
Exons: 8
Coding region: 54-908 (284 amino acids)
Biological process (GO): regulation of actin filament polymerization; negative regulation of apoptotic process
Cellular component (GO): sarcoplasmic reticulum; mitochondrion; actin cytoskeleton
Source: RefSeq, a predicted model, not a curated record
GCCGCCGCUUUACGGCAGCUCCUCCCGGGCCCGCCGGCGGCGGCUGCAGCGCGAUGAAUUUUUACGACGCGUUUCGCGGCUUCUUCGGGUUCCCGGGGCGCUGCAGGCCCCGGGACCCGCUCUUCGGCGGCACGGCGUGGGACGAGGAGGAGGAGGAGGAGGAAGAUGACGGCCCGUCUCUGGCGCAGCCCCCCCCGGACUUCGCCUUCGGCUUCGGCUUCAGCCCCGGCGGCUCCCGCGGCGCCUUCGAGGGGCUGUUCCGGGACGUGGGCGAGCUCCUGGGGGUCUUCGGGGGGGCCUGGCCCGGGGCUCCGCACCCCAUCGAGCCCCCCCAGCCCGGCCCCAGCGAGCCCGGCGCGGGGCGGCCGCUGCGGGAUUCUAUGCUGAAGCAGCCGGAUGGUUCCGCUUCCAGCGCAUCCCCGGAGGGUCCCGAGCACCGCAGUGACCCGGCCUGGCCCUGGAGACCCUUCCCGGGGCUGGAAGACGCUCGCCCGGCUCCUCCUGGCCUCAAGGAAGACCAAGAUCUGGACUCCCAGGUCUCCUCGGCGGGGCUGGGGACCAUCCUGAGACCCGAGGAGCCCAAGUCCCGCUCUUAUUUCCAGAGCGUCUCGGUCACCAAAGUGACUCUCCCGGAUGGGGCGGUGGAGGAACGCCGGACCGUGCAGGAUAGCCAGGGCCGCCGAGAAACGACGGUGACGCGCCGGAGGGGAGACCAAGCCUUCAUCACCACCACCAAGGAGGACGGGCAGAGCAAGGACUACCGGGAAGAGGUGGUCAACAUGGACGACCGGGAGCUGGCGCAGUUCGCGGGCACGUGGCCGCAGCCAGACGAGCUCCGUGCUCCCAACCUGAGCGACCCCUCGUCCACGCUGGGCAGCUUCUUCCGACGCUGGUUCUCCAGCUGGUAGCUGUGGACCUCCCCCCUCCAACCCCAGCUGAGCACCCUAUGGGUCAGAUCCUGCUGGGAGCUGGCGCCCAGGCUGGGGGCUCCCCACCUUCGGGGGAGCCGUGGGGGCUGAGCGCGCGUGCGUGUGUGCAGAGCAAUAAAAUCUAUUUAUGCUAA